AUGGACCCUUAUACGGAGUACGACAGCGACACACAGGCACGGCAUCAAGUCCGCCCGUCACGGAAGGGAACAACAGAAGCCGUGGCCACUCUGCCAGCGACACUUUUCUCUGGGCCAUUCUGGCGCCAAUGGGAGGUUGUGGGAAAAGUCGAGUCCGGCAGCGUCAAGAAUGACCGGCACGGCUCCUGGCAUGGCAUGUUUAUGUAUCCUUGGCUAUAA
This is a messenger RNA of Sporothrix schenckii 1099-18, 219 nucleotides long. RefSeq lists its product as uncharacterized. Bases 1 to 219 code for a protein of 72 amino acids. The record is from RefSeq and is a predicted model, not a curated record. NCBI's taxonomy places the organism in Eukaryota, Fungi, Ascomycota, Sordariomycetes, Ophiostomatales, Ophiostomataceae. The transcript has a single exon.